This is a messenger RNA of Notolabrus celidotus (New Zealand spotty), 2314 nucleotides long. It is a transcript of the gene mrpl45, whose product is annotated as mitochondrial ribosomal protein L45. The record is from RefSeq and is a predicted model, not a curated record. Gene Ontology annotation, cellular component: mitochondrion. The transcript is spliced from 9 exons. Bases 996 to 1937 code for a protein of 313 amino acids. NCBI's taxonomy places the organism in Eukaryota, Metazoa, Chordata, Actinopteri, Labriformes, Labridae.
ACGGUGGGAGGGGGAGACUUCAUGUUGCCAUGAUUUAGCAAACACCAGUGAGCGCUAGCUGCCCUGCUACCUGCCUGCUAAACACCUGCAGCCACUGAAAUCCGAUAAACCCACUGAGACUGUCGGUGCUGCUUCCCUGAGAGGACGGGCUAACGAAGCUGUUAGGAAGGGUUAACGUCGCUGGCACAGACACACUGCUCUUAAAACACACUGUGCCAAAGCCCAGCCUGCUAGCACGCUAACGUUAAGCUAACAUGAGAGUGCAAGAAGUCUGCCGAGCUAGCUUAGCUUCAGUUAGCUUGUAGCUAGCUCAGCAGAAACACUCAGUUGUUAUUCCUCAGUCACUAACCUCCUUAUUUAAUUCUGUAUUUAACAGUUAGCUUGUUACAAACUGCCUGAUAACACUAUAACCAGUCAAACACACAGAGUUAAGCUAGCUGCUGCUGCUGCUUCUGGUGGACGUUAGCUGGUCAGAUUACAUAACAGGAUCCCCGCCAUGCACACAAAUCCUCCACACAGACCCGGGUCCUCGGGUCCACCUACCUCCACCAGCGCCUCCAGCUUGCCCUCGAAGGUGAAGUCGAUCAGGUCCGGCUUCAGACACAAGCCGUAGUUAACGGGGUACACGUCAGUGGGUAGCCGUACGAAGGGCCUCCUUUCGGGCAUGGUUCCUGUGUUGUGUCCGCUAACGGAGACGGUGCUGUGUGUGAGUCUCAGCUUUAUUAAUACAGAGCAGAAGGGGCCUCGGCGGGGAGGACUCGGCGGCAGGGAGGACGGACAGCAGGCAGUGAGUCUGUGUGAGAAUGACAGCGGUACCCUGCGGCCCAGGAGCAACAACAUCAACUGGAACCCUCUCAGCUGCACUGCCAGCUACACUUCUGUCCUCGUAGACAACCAAACAACUCAAGUUAAGCAGCGUCGACCUACAGACACGGUUUUAUUUUGAAGGAUGAAACCGGAAGUAGCUCUGUUACGUUCUGUCAAAUGGAGGCAAGAUGGCGCUGCCCAUGAGGAGGACGCUGGUGGCUCUCCACAGAGCAACAUGCAGCAAUUUAAAGAAUGCCGAUGUGGAUGUGCGGCCCCCUCUCCCACUUGUCCUCCCCUUCCGGACCAAGAAGAGGUACUUCAUCCCUCAAGCUCCGGGGGCAAAGGAGAAGAGGCAGGGGAACCCUGAGGCCAAGGCCAAAGCAGCCGGCCUCGUCUUCAGGCAGCAGUACUUUGAGAGGCCCAUCAACAUCGCCUGCUCGGCGGGAGUCUUCGACCCGUACAUCCCCCCUGAAGGAGACGCCCGUCUCUCCAGCCUCUCCAAAGAAGGCCUGAAACAGCGAACCGAGCAGAUCCGACAGUCCGCCACCUCACAGCUCGCGAUUCGUAAAAUCAAGGAGCACGACUCAGAGUUCACAACAAAAGGCUUCGCAGUGAGAGCGCAGGAGAUCUUCAUCGAGGCUCACCACGCCCUGGCAAACUUCGACAAAGCGAAACUUCACUCCCUGGUGACCGAGCGCUGUUAUCCUGAGAUGACUCGGGGGAACCGUUACAAAUCCAUCCGUUGGAGGUUCAUAGAGUCCCUGGAGCUGCCCAAAGUGGUCCACGCUCGCUGCCCUGACAUGGUGACUAAAGGCAACAUGUACGGCCAGGUGACGGUCCGCAUGCACUCUAAACAGACUCUGGCCAUCUACGACCGCUUCGGGAGGCUGAUGCUGGGCAGCGACGAGCAGCCGAAGGACGUCUUGGAGUACCUGGUCAUAGAACGGCAUCUCGUCAACCCCUACGGCCGGUGGAGGUUACACGGGAAAAUAGUGCCGUCCUGGGCUCCAGCCAAAGACCCCAUUAUUAAGACCGUCAUGAUUCCUGGUCCCAAUCUGAAGCCUGGAGAAGAGUUCGACGCCCUCAGCUAUGAAGUACCCAAACCAGAGGCUGUUCAGUGGAGUAAAUAGACCACCAGGCGGCGCUGCUGUUCACAUCAAACCAUAAUAAGACUUGGAGCCAAACAGUGUUGAAAUGUUGGCUGUGGCUGGUUAGUUUGUCUUCCUUGGCAGGACACCAGGCUUCCUUUUGGAGGGUCUUAUCGGGCUUAAAAUGCUGCCGGCUGCUGAAACGCUGGAAGCAGCAGGUGAGUUAAAGGAUGAACAAACGGCUGUGAGCAGCAGCCAGUAAACCUGGGUCUUUCACAGCAGCUGAUAAUGGAAGAAUAAUCACCACUCUUCUUUUCAUGGCUUCAAACCACCCCCUUGUUUCACUCUUUUACCUUCUUUUUUUUCAUGAGAAUAACUUAAUGUGCACACGAUGAAUAAAAUGUACAAAUCUCCAGAAA